AGUGAAGAAGAUGAAGAGAAACUUAAAUCGUCAACGCUUCAUCCGAGUGAGAGGAAGGAGAACAGAGAAGACUGUGGAGGACCAGAACCAGCCAGGAACUCAGGACCUGAUGGACGUUUACAACCAGGUCCUGAGGACAAGGCUGAAGACUCUUCUGAGACUGAAGUCAGUGAGGAUGAUUGGAUGGAGACCAGGGAAACUCAGACUGGUUUAAAUACAAGAAAUAACAAACAGCCUCUAAGUGAAAUGGGAUGUGAGACAGAAAAAAAAACGUUUAGUUGUUCUGAGUGUGGUAACAGAUUUAGCAAAAGGAGCGAUCUUAACAGACAUACUAGGAGUCAUACAGGAGAGAAACCGUUCAGUUGCUCUGAGUGUGGUAAAAGAUUUAACCAAGGGGGCAAUCUAAAUACACAUAUGAGGCUUCAUACAGGAGAGAAACCGUUUAGUUGCUCUGAGUGUGGUAAAAGAUUUAGCAAAAGGAGCAAUCUAAAUACACAUAUGAGGCUUCAUACAGGAGAGAAACCGUUUAGUUGCUCUGAGUGUGGUAACAGAUUUAGCCGUAAGGACAGUCUAAAUGCACAUAUGACGAUUCAUACAGGAGAGAAACCGUUAAGUUGCUCUGAGUGUGGUAAAAGAUUUAUCCAAAGCGGUACUCUAAAUAUACAUAUGAGGAUUCAUACAGGAGAGAAACCGUUUAGUUGCCCAGAGUGUGGUAAAAGAUUUAUUGAAAGGGCGAAUCUAAAUAUACAUAUGAGGAUUCAUACAGGAGAGAAACCGUUUAGUUGCUCUGAGUGUGGUAAAAGAUUUAGCCGAAGAGGCAGUCUAAAUACACAUAAGAAGACUCAUACAGGAGAGAAACCGUUCAGUUGCUCUGAGUGUGGUAAAAGAUUUAACCAAGGGGGCAAUCUAAAUACACAUAUGAGGCUUCAUACAGGAGAGAAACCGUUUAGUUGCUCUGAGUGUGGUAAAAGAUUUAGCAACAGGAGCAAUCUAAAUACACAUAUGAGGCUUCAUACAGGAGAGAAACCGUUUAGUUGCUCUGAGUGUGGUAACAGAUUUAGCCGUAAGGACAGUCUAAAUGCACAUAUGACGAUUCAUACAGGAGAGAAACCGUUAAGUUGCUCUGAGUGUGGGAAAAGAUUUAUCCAAAGCGGUGCUCUAAAUAUACAUAUGAGGAUUCAUACAGGAGAGAAACCGUUUAGUUGCCCAGAGUGUGGUAAAAGAUUUAUUGAAAGGGCGAAUCUAAAUAUACAUAUGAGGAUUCAUACAGGAGAGAAACCGUUUAGUUGCUCUGAGUGUGGUAAAAGAUUUAGUCGAAGGGGCAGUCUAAAUACACAUAAGAAGACUCAUACAGGAGAGAAACCGUUUAGUUGCUCUGAGUGUGGUAAAAGAUUUAGCAAAAGGAGCGAUCUUAACAGACAUAUGAUGAUUCAUACACAAAAAAAAACGUUUAGUUGUUCUGAGUGUGGUAACAGAUUUAGCAAAAGGAGCGAUCUUAACAGACAUACUAGGAGUCAUACAGGAGAGAAACCGUUCAGUUGCUCUGAGUGUGGUAAAAGAUUUAACCAAGGGGGCAAUCUAAAUACACAUAUGAGGCUUCAUACAGGAGAGAAACCGUUUAGUUGCUCUGAGUGUGGUAAAAGAUUUAGCAAAAGGAGCAAUCUAAAUACACAUAUGAGGCUUCAUACAGGAGAGAAACCGUUUAGUUGCUCUGAGUGUGGUAACAGAUUUAGCCGUAAGGACAGUCUAAAUGCACAUAUGACGAUUCAUACAGGAGAGAAACCGUUAAGUUGCUCUGAGUGUGGUAAAAGAUUUAUCCAAAGCGGUACUCUAAAUAUACAUAUGAGGAUUCAUACAGGAGAGAAACCGUUUAGUUGCCCAGAGUGUGGUAAAAGAUUUAUUGAAAGGGCGAAUCUAAAUAUACAUAUGAGGAUUCAUACAGGAGAGAAACCGUUUAGUUGCUCUGAGUGUGGUAAAAGAUUUAGCCGAAGAGGCAGUCUAAAUACACAUAAGAAGACUCAUACAGGAGAGAAACCGUUUAGUUGCUCUGAGUGUGGUAAAAGAUUUAGCAAAAGGAGCGAUCUUAACAGACAUAUGAUGAUUCAUACACGCAUCUGAACGCAUCUCGACGCCAAAACCACGCAGAGAUAAGAAUCUUUGUCUGAAAAUUCCUUUGUGUAACUCACGUGGCUUACGGCCAUUUUUUACUUCGACCUCAUGUUGUCAUUAACAAAGGCGUCCAUUUUGAGUAACGUGAAUGUACCACCAUCUUGAUUUCGAACAGAUUACGUCACCACGUGACUGCGUCAUUACCUCAUUGCCACUCCCCCUCUCUCUCUCUCUCACACACACACACACACUUAGAGACACUCACA
Molecule: messenger RNA, 2375 nt
Organism: Limanda limanda (common dab)
Lineage: Eukaryota; Metazoa; Chordata; Actinopteri; Pleuronectiformes; Pleuronectidae
Product: gastrula zinc finger protein XlCGF57.1-like
Exons: 2
Coding region: 184-2118 (644 amino acids)
Biological process (GO): regulation of transcription by RNA polymerase II
Molecular function (GO): DNA-binding transcription factor activity; RNA polymerase II cis-regulatory region sequence-specific DNA binding
Source: RefSeq, a predicted model, not a curated record